Sturnus vulgaris (Common starling) is the source of this 1668-nucleotide messenger RNA. NCBI's taxonomy places the organism in Eukaryota, Metazoa, Chordata, Aves, Passeriformes, Sturnidae. The record is from RefSeq and is a predicted model, not a curated record.
AUGUGCGCGGCGGGGAGGCGCUGGGGCCGGAGGCAGCGAGCUCUGCUCUGGGCCGUCCUGCUGGCGGCGUGGGAGGCAGCGUGGGGGCAGCUGCGCUACUCGGUGCCCGAGGAGAUGCCAAAGGGCUCGUUCGUGGGCGACGUGGCCAAAGACCUGGGGCUGCAGCUGCCGGCGCUCCGAGACCGCGGAUUUCAUAUCUUGGACAAAGGUAGGACGCAGUAUUUCGCUCUACAUGGGAAAACGGGACAUUUAGUGACGGCGGAGAGGAUCGACAGAGAGCAGCUGUGCGAGAAUGUGCAGCAAUGCGUGCUGCGCUGUGAGCUGAUAGUGGAAGGGGAGAUGCAGGUGUACGGAAUCCAAGUGGAAAUCACGGACAUUAACGACAACGCGCCCAACUUCAGAGACUCAGAAACAGAGUUGAGAAUGAGCGAGAUGACAACUCCGGGAUCGCGGUUUCCUCUGCCAGACGCUCACGACCCGGACUCGGCUGCCGGCAAGAAGCAGCUGAAAUACUUCACGGUGAAUGAGGAGAACGGGAACCUGUACGUGAACGAGAGGCUGGACCGGGAGGAGAUGUGCGGCUCAUCUGCGACGUGUUCCGUCAGCUUCGAGGUGCUGGUGCACAACCCGCUGAACGUUUUCCACGUCGAAGUGGCCAUCGAGGAUGUGAACGACAACUCCCCUGUCUUCAGUAAAGCUGCUCUGGACCUCGAGAUUGGUGAAUGGGCGCUUCCCGGUGCUCGUUUUCCGCUAGAGAUCGCCCGGGACUCGGACGUGGGUAGGAAUUCGCUGCUCACUUACCAGCUCAGCAGCGACCCGUCAUUUUCACUGUCAAUGAAAGAAAAGCCGGGCGGAAAGAAGCAGCCGGAAUUAGUGCUAGAGAGAGCGUUGGACAGAGAGAAGAAGAGUUCUAUUGAUCUGGUACUGACAGCAGUGGACAGCGGGGAGCCGGCGAGGUCUGGGACUGUCCAGAUUCGCAUCAAUGUGACGGAUUUAAAUGAUAACCCUCCCGUGUUUAGUAAAACCGUAUAUGAGGCGAAAGUGGUGGAGAAUCUGCCUGCAGAGUCUCUCGUGCUGCAGGUGCAGGCGACAGAUGCGGACGUGGGCACCAACGGGCGUGUUUCCUACUCAUUCGGCAACGUCCCGGACGAAGUCCUCUCGCUGUUCUCAAUCGACAGCGAGAGCGGCGAGAUAAGGACGGCAGGUCCCCUCGAUUUCGAGGAGGAAAAGAAAUACAGUUUUGGCCUGCAGGCAACAGACGGCGGCGGGCUCACCGAUCACUGCGAAGUGCAGAUAGAUAUCACGGACGAGAACGACAACGCUCCCGAAAUCACGAUUCUAUCCCUGUCGAGUCCCGUGCCCGAGGACGCACCGGUGGGCACCGUGGUAGCCGUGCUGAACAUUCAGGAUCCGGACUCUGGCGAGAACGGUCAGUCCUACUCGCACGACGUGUCGCUCACGGCCGACUCGCGCAAGAGCCAGCUGCGCUUCUCGGCCAGCGGCAGCUGCUGCGACACCCUCCCGGCCCGGCCACUGCCCGACGAGCCCGCGCCGCUGCUCGGGGACCAGGACCCCGCCGGCGCCAUUCCCGUGGAUCCCUCCGCUCCCUCGGUUAGCCGGGAAAUGUCUCGGCAUUCUUCUGUUCUGUCAUCUUUGAGCCGCAUGUAG